AACCUGGUAAUGGCAAGCCGUUGACAUGAGGUGCGCAGCGUGAAGCAUCAUCCCCACCGUCUAAAGUUACUGUGAAGCGAAUCAGGGUGAACGUAGGAGCCAGAGUGGCGGACUCAUCUGCCUGCCCGGUACCUUUUUACAGGUUCUCUUCUUUGUAGAGAGAGAGAGAGAGAAUGGAAGGACAAGCAGUUGCAAAGCUUCGGUGCCAGCGAAUCGGCUGCGACGCCAUGUUCACCGUGGAUGAUAAUCCUGAAGGCUCUUGUCGGUACCAUGAUUUGGGACCUAUAUUUCAUGAUGGGAUGAAAGAGUGGAGUUGUUGCAAGAAAAGAAGUCACGAUUUCAGCCUAUUUUUAGAAAUCCCAGGAUGUAAGACAGGUAGACACACCACUGAGAAACCAGUGUUCACAAAAGCAGCUGCUACUCCAAGGACACCGACCUCUGUUCCUACAUCAGCUACUGCCACUAAUUCUUUGUCAAAAGAAUCAUGUUCUAGGUGCCGCCAGGGUUUCUUUUGCUCAGAUCACGGUUCACAGGCCAAAGGACUGAACUCACAGCCAACAAAUGCAGCCACCAAUGUACCAGCAGAAGGCAGUGGAGAUGUUAAGCCAUCAGUUGCACCAGUGAGAAAGAUAAUUGAUAUAAACCAGCCUCAGAUUUGCAAAAAUAAAGGUUGUGGAAAAACUUUUAAGGAAAAAGAAAAUCAUGAAACUGCAUGCAGUUACCAUCCUGGGCCAGCUGUAUUCCAUGAUAGAGUGAGAGGGUGGAAAUGUUGCGAUGUUCAUGUGAAAGAAUUUGAUGAAUUCAUGAGCAUUCCCCCAUGUUCCAAGGGAUGGCACAAUGCUGAUCCAGUGUCCUAAGAAGUGGAUGCAAGAUAAAAUCUCAGCUCUCUUUUUCAAUUGUCACUCCUAUCGGAAUUUGGAACUGUGAAUUUGAAACAGUUUUGUUUGGAUAUUUUCU
This is a messenger RNA of Carica papaya (papaya), 957 nucleotides long. The record is from RefSeq and is a predicted model, not a curated record. NCBI's taxonomy places the organism in Eukaryota, Viridiplantae, Streptophyta, Magnoliopsida, Brassicales, Caricaceae.